Messenger RNA from Nestor notabilis (Kea), 483 nucleotides. It is a transcript of the gene TBCA, whose product is annotated as tubulin folding cofactor A. Gene Ontology annotation, molecular function: beta-tubulin binding. The transcript has 3 exons. Gene Ontology annotation, cellular component: cytosol; microtubule cytoskeleton. Gene Ontology annotation, biological process: tubulin complex assembly; post-chaperonin tubulin folding pathway. The record is from RefSeq and is a predicted model, not a curated record. NCBI's taxonomy places the organism in Eukaryota, Metazoa, Chordata, Aves, Psittaciformes, Psittacidae. Bases 16 to 270 code for a protein of 84 amino acids.
GCAAAAGAAAAAGUUAUGUAUGAAAAUGAAGUAAAACAGCAAGAAGAAAAGAUUGGAAAAAUGAAAGCUGAAGCAUCUGAUGAUUAUGGAAUUAAGAAGCAGAUCGAGCUCUUACAAGAGUCGCAGAUGAUGAUUCCAGACUGCCAGCGCAGAUUAGAAGCUGCACAUGCAGAUCUUACUCAGCUACUAGAAAACGAAAAAGAAUUGGAAGAAGCCGAAGAGUAUAAAGAAGCACGUUCCAUACUGGAAUCAGUGAAGCUGGAAGCCUAGAAAGUUUUUCAGUACUCUCUCUUUAUAUGCAUUAGCACUGGGUCCAUUCCACACUUUUGUUUGACUAUGGCUCUAUUACUAUUGUUGACUUGCUAAGGUUCCCUUUAUGCAAACUGGCCUUUCUCUAACUGCAAGAUGCAUCAAAUAAAGGAUGUUCUGAAACAUCUGUGUGUUCCAUAUUCAGGCAAAAUAUAAAUAUUUCCAGUUGAUCUC